AUGGGUAGAGGAAAGAUAGAGAUUAAGUAUAUAAAAAACCCAUUAAACAGACAAAUAACUUACUCCAAGAGAAAGUCAGGGAUUCUUAAGAAAGCUAAUGAACUAACCAUUCUCUGUAAUGCUCAAGUUUGUCUCAUCAUGUUUUCUAAAAGUGGAAAAAUUGCUGAAUAUGUCAGUCCUGCUACUACGAUUAAGGACAUUUUAGAUAGGUAUCGAAGGAAGACUAAUACAAAUCUGUGGGAAGCUCAAUAUGAGGCGUUGCAAGAAGAAUUGAGAGCACAGCAGGAUAUUGGCAGUAGAAUAAAGAAAGAGAUUAGGCAAAGGACUGGAGGAGACGGCUUGAGUGAACUUAGCUGUGGCGAACUACGUGUUCUUGAGGAAGAUUUGCAUCAGUCUCUGGGUAUCGUUCGAAAUCGUAAGGCUGAAAGAGAGAAGCAGGAGUCUCGUCUCAUUGCAGUUCCUGCUGGUAAUGAUGGAGAUGACCAGCCGCACUUUACUACGUUGCAAAUGUUCACUAAUUGGUUUCCAACUGCAACCAAGCCAUCUCAAUCUUCCUGA
Papaver somniferum (opium poppy) is the source of this 558-nucleotide messenger RNA. Its product is annotated as MADS-box transcription factor 16-like. Bases 1 to 558 code for a protein of 185 amino acids. Gene Ontology annotation, molecular function: DNA-binding transcription factor activity, RNA polymerase II-specific; protein dimerization activity; RNA polymerase II cis-regulatory region sequence-specific DNA binding. Gene Ontology annotation, biological process: regulation of transcription by RNA polymerase II. Lineage: Eukaryota; Viridiplantae; Streptophyta; Magnoliopsida; Ranunculales; Papaveraceae. The transcript has 5 exons. The record is from RefSeq and is a predicted model, not a curated record.